ACUUCAUAUUAUUCACACUGCUUUCAAACGAGGUUUUACUCAAAACGACUGGCAAAUUGAAGAUAUUUUAUACGACUUUUGGUGUUUUUUUCUCCCGAUCAUCAGUUCGGCGUGAAGAUUACUUGAAAGUAGUAGAAACUAUUGGCGUAGGCGUUGGUCGAUUUAUGAAACGCUUUGUGAUCACUCGUUGGAUCGAAGUAGGUCCAGUUAUUAAACGGAUAAUCGAUCAAUGGCUGAUUCUCAUCGAAUAUUUCCUCGUGUAUUUACCAAAGAUUGACAAAAAAAUUAUAAAUAAUGAUAGGUGGAAACGAAUCAAAACUCAACUCGAACAAAAGAAAACACUCGUUCGUUUACAUUUUAUUCUCUACGUUUAUCGGCAUAUAUUCUCAAAACCACUGACCUGGUUACAACAAAAGCAACCAUUGAUUCAUCUGCUAUUCGAAGAGUGUAGUAAUCUAUUUCGCAAUAUACUGAUAAGUUUUAUUAAAGAUGAUUUAUUGACAAACAAAACUGUAAAACAACUGCUCUCAAUUUCUUUCGAUUCUCAAGCUAAUGAAAAGCCAGAUUCGAAACUCGCAAUUGGUGAAAUCACACGCAAUGAACUUCAAGAAAUGCCAACAAAUGAAAAAAUCAAAUUUAUGCACGACGUUCGCGAUAUUUACAAAACUAUUGCGCGAGAAUUGACACGUACAUUACCAGUGACCAACAAAUUUUUACAGAACCUUCAAUUCAUGCAUCCACUUCAACAGCAUCAUGAAUCUUCCAGUAAAAGUCUAAUGAUUAUCGCACGUGACUUGCCUCAACUACUAUCGGAUGGCAAUCUUGAUUAUUUGAAUGUCGAAUGGCGUUUAUAUGAAAAUGAAACCAUUCCAGAAGAGUGGUAUCAACAAAAAACCACCAGUGGUGGUUCUGAUGAAGUUAUAAAGUGUCAUCCAAUCGAUAAUUAUUGGAAACAUGUUUUUGCAGUAAAAACCAGUUCAGGGAUUGCCAAAUUUGUCGUAUUACCUAAACUCAUCAAGAGUCUUCUAUCACUUUCACAUGGUAAUGCCGAUGUUGAACGUGGCUUUAGCGAAAAUGCAGCACUAAUCACCGACGAUCGAUCAUAUCUAAGUGACAUCUCCAUCAACGGACUUCGAGCAACGAAAGACGCCGUUAAAUUUUACGGACAAGGAAAAGUUCACGAAGUUCCAAUUUGCAAAGGACUUCUUGAGAAUGUCAAGGAAGCACACUCACGAUAUCAAGUUGACCAAGAAAGAAAACAACGAAUACUCAAAGAAAAAGAAGCCAUUGAAGCUGCUGCAAAAUUAACGAAAAACAAAGAACUAAUUUUGGGCGAAAAAGAGCAACAUCUAAUCGAUCAACGCAAGAUCUUACAGGAAGAUCUAGAAAAUGCAUCUAAAAUGCUCACCGAAGGCAACUCACAUCUCGAAGCUGCAGUUGCAACGAAAAGCUUUGCUGGUGUCGAAAUGGCACAACUACUUAUCGGAGGCGCGAAGAAAAAGUUGGAUGUUUUGAAAACACAACUCGGCGAUAAUACUGAUCAAAUGAAUCAGCUCAGAAAAAAAUUGAAAAAAUGA
This is a messenger RNA of Rotaria socialis, 1577 nucleotides long. NCBI's taxonomy places the organism in Eukaryota, Metazoa, Rotifera, Eurotatoria, Philodinida, Philodinidae. The record is from the annotation of a GenBank genome assembly.